AUAAUAAAUUAAAUGUGGUGGCAUGUAGCAACAAAAUACAUUUAGUUAUACAUAAAUACCUACAUACAUCUAAACAUACAUAACUUUGUAUGUAUUUUAUAUGUUUUUAGUAGAAAAUUCAUUAAAUGUAGCAGCUUUUAGUUUAAAGCUAGUAUUCUCUUUCACAUAAAUUUUAGUUUAUUAUUGGAAACAAUUUUUUGAAUGUGUAUGUACGUUUAUAAAUUCUAUUCUAAAUUUUAAUUAAAAUUUCAUAAAAACAAACCUACGCCAACAAAAAAAAAAACUACUCUAAUACAUAACUAAAAAUUAUACAAAAAAAAUCUAACCUAAAACCCCGCAUUGAAUUGAAAAUAAUCAUCAUGCGUCUGCCUUAUCGCAAUAAAAAGACCACCCUUUGGGUCAUGUUUGCUAUUGUUGUUGUCACAAUGUUUUUAUUUAAAUUUACGGAAUUGCGUCCAAUGUGUUUCUUCAGAGACGAAUCAUCACCUGCAGCUUCUGCGGCUGGUCAAGCUAUGAUGGUAAGAGGAGAUGAGAAAUAUGUUGAAGGAGACAAUCAAAAAGUUUAUUCAUAUAAUAGAGAGAUGCCAUUAAUUUUUAUUGGUGGUGUCCCAAGAUCGGGGACCACAUUAAUGAGAGCGAUGUUAGAUGCACAUCCAGAUGUGAGAUGUGGCCAGGAAACUCGUGUGAUACCUAGAAUAUUACAAUUACGUUCGCACUGGCUGAAAUCGGAAAAGGAAUCGCUGCGUCUGGUGGAGGCUGGCAUUACCAAAGAAGUCAUGAACAGUGCUAUUGCUCAAUUUUGUUUAGAAAUCAUAGCUAAACAUGGUGAUCCAGCGCCUAGACUGUGCAACAAAGAUCCCUUAACCUUAAAAAUGGGCACAUAUGUGAUAGAACUGUUUCCUAAUGCUAAAUUUUUAUUUAUGGUCCGAGAUGGUCGUGCCACGGUACAUUCAAUUAUAUCACGCAAAGUAACCAUUACUGGCUUUGAUUUGACCAGCUAUCGCCAGUGUAUGCAAAAAUGGAAUCAUGCCAUCGAAGUCAUGCACGACCAAUGUAAAGAAAUUGGUAAAGAACGUUGUAUGAUGGUCUAUUAUGAACAAUUGGUGUUACAUCCGGAGGAAUGGAUGCGUAAAAUAUUGGAUUUCCUUGAUGUACCCUGGAAUGAUUCUGUUUUACAUCAUGAAGAAUUUAUCAAUAAACCUGGUGGUGUUCCUCUCUCCAAAGUUGAACGUUCAUCGGACCAGGUAAUUAAACCAGUUAACUUAGAGGCUCUCUCAAAAUGGGUGGGAAAUAUACCCGAAGAUGUCGUAAGGGAUAUGGCCGAUAUAGCACCAAUGUUAUCUGUACUGGGUUAUGAUCCCUUUGCAAAUCCACCGGAUUAUGGUAAGCCAGAUGCCUGGGUAGAAGAUAAUACAUCUAAGCUAAGAGCCAAUCGAAGAUUAUGGGAAAAUAAAGCGAAAGAAGUGUUGAAAAUGUCACCACAACAACUUAAAAAUUCCAAUACAGAUGAAGACGAUGAUAAUAACAUCAAUGAAACAUUUGCUCCAGGAAAUACAAAUAUCAACAGUAAUAAUAAUAACAACAACAAUAAUAACAAUCAUAAUAAUAACGACAACAACGAUAACAAUCAAUUCCACCAUCCUGUUAAUAAUAAUAAUGCGGACGCUAUAAUGCAACAACAUCUACAACAACAGCAGCAACAAUUGCACGAAGAAAUGGAUCAAAAUAAUAUGCAGUAUGAAGAUAUUAACGAUAUCAAUAUGUUGCAACAACAGCAGCAGCAACAUCAACAACGCCAACAUUUUACAGAUGAAAAUGUUUAUAGAAAACCAAAGGAUAUAAUAACAAUAAGACAAUUAAAUACACAAUCCUUAAAAGAAAGUAUAUAAUAACAACUUUAAAUAUUAAGAAUUUCUUAGGCCUCCUACUACUACUACUACUACAACUGCAUUUUAUAAUGAAAUAGCUUAAACAACAAUUUAAUGAAUGAUACUAAUUUCGUUAAUGAGGUAGUUGGAAAUGUAUCCUUGGGCUAGGGAAACCUUUUCCCACACCACUUUAUACAAAACAUUAAUGGCCGCUCAAUUGUACAGGUUUUUAUAUUAUUAUUUUUUAUUUUUGUAUAAAAUUUAAUUAAGUUUUUUUUAAAUAAAAAUUAAUUUUACUUUUAAAAAAUUUUCAGUAAAUUUAUGUUAAAAUUAGUUUUACAAUUUUAUUUAAAUUUAUUAAUUUUUUUUAAGUUUUGGUUUAAAGAAACUGAUUGUUGAGAAGGUACAACAGUAAAGGUUUUAAAAUAAAACGCAAAAAAAUCAUUUUUUUACGAAAUUUUCAAGGAAUGUCUCGGAUUUUUGCUAAUUUUUAAUAAGAAACUUCUCUAAACUUUUCGAUCGCAACAAUAUCUGAGAUCGUCAGAAAAUUGACUUAAACAGACGGAAAGGCAGACGUAAAUAUCUUCAAUGUCUCCGCUAUCUAUAAAGAUCCAGAAUAGCCCAUAUGAGAUUUCUCGCGAAGUUGUAAAAAUUGUCCAAAAAAGAAAAGAAGUUAUUGUGGAAAAAUGGCUGCCUACAAAACCCCUUUUCAAAUAUAUAUUUUUUUUAGAAUUUUGCUUUUCUUAAAAAGAUUCUUAACGAAAAAAUCUUAAAAAAUUUAAACAGUGUCAAACAUCAAUACUACACUUAUCAUAACCAAUGUCAAAUCUCCUAAAUAUUUUAAUUAAUUUCUAAUAUAGAAAAGUUUUCCUUACUUUUACGCCGUACCAUUACAAAAGUCACAACAAACCUCAAAUAUUUCCAUUUUCAUUGAACAGGAUAUGUGAGAACAAAAAGACAUACAAAUAGAUUCAAACUACAAUGACAUCAUCGUCAGUAUACUUACAUAUAUGUUCAUGCAUAAAUGAAUAUUGUUGCAACUAUUUCAUUUUAUAGGUUUUCUAUUCGUUUUUUUUUUUUUUUUUUUUGUU
Lucilia cuprina (Australian sheep blowfly) is the source of this 2959-nucleotide messenger RNA. It is a transcript of the gene Tpst, whose product is annotated as protein-tyrosine sulfotransferase. Gene Ontology annotation, biological process: peptidyl-tyrosine sulfation. The transcript has 7 exons. The record is from RefSeq and is a predicted model, not a curated record. Gene Ontology annotation, molecular function: protein-tyrosine sulfotransferase activity. Bases 360 to 1889 code for a protein of 509 amino acids. Gene Ontology annotation, cellular component: Golgi apparatus. Lineage: Eukaryota; Metazoa; Arthropoda; Insecta; Diptera; Calliphoridae.